Molecule: messenger RNA, 4256 nt
Organism: Phlebotomus argentipes
Lineage: Eukaryota; Metazoa; Arthropoda; Insecta; Diptera; Psychodidae
Gene: emb
Product: exportin-1
Exons: 5
Coding region: 469-3636 (1055 amino acids)
Biological process (GO): ribosomal large subunit export from nucleus; protein export from nucleus; ribosomal small subunit export from nucleus
Cellular component (GO): cytoplasm; nucleus
Molecular function (GO): nuclear export signal receptor activity; small GTPase binding
Source: RefSeq, a predicted model, not a curated record
GGGCAACUUCAGUGCGAUAAAAGUCUUUUGUCAGUGGUGUGAAUGAUUUGUGGCUGCGAUUGAAAAAGUAAAAAUUUACCCAUUUAUUCUGGUAAAAACGCGAAAAGCACACUUGCAAUCCAGAGAUUGACAACUCGUGCGUGCGUGUGGUGUGUAGGUGGCACGAAAUUGUGGAUUUGUGAAUGUUGUGAGUGAGAAGAGCGCUGGAGAGCAGAAUCUUGGCUGUUUGAAAGAACGGCGCGUUGAUGACAUCUUUACGUGUUGAUGUUCUCCUAGAGUAAGGAAGUCCUGGAUUGUGAAUGUGCAGGUGAAGCCAAAGGGCAGCGCGGACAGAGUGGCAGGAAGAGCAGUGAAGGGUUCCACGAGAAGACUUGAGAGAGAGAGAGAGAGAGAGAGAGUGUGUGAAAGAGAGAGAAUUAGAGCGUGUGCAGAAUCUGUGUGUGAAUUUGGCGAGAUAAGAAGCGCACCAUGGCGACUCUGAGCUUCGAGGAGGCGCGCAAAUUGCUGGACUUCAAUGAGAAGCUGGACAUUGGCCUGCUGGAUAACAUCGUGGAGAGUCUUUAUGCCAGUCAGGGUGAACAGUUGCGGAUGGCACAGGAUGUCCUCACCACGCUCAAGGAGCAUCCGGACGCGUGGACGCGUGUGGAUACAAUUCUGGAGUAUUCGCAGAAUCAGCAGACCAAGUAUUAUGCACUGCAGAUACUCGAGGAGGUCAUCAAGACGCGAUGGAAGAUUCUGCCGCGGAAUCAGUGUGAGGGCAUUAAGAAGUACGUUGUGGGAUUGAUCAUAAAGACAUCCUCGGAUUCGGCCGUGAUGGAGGCGAAUAAGGUGUACUUGAACAAGCUCAAUAUCAUCCUCGUGCAGAUCCUGAAGCGUGAGUGGCCUAAGAAUUGGGAGUCCUUCAUUGGUGACAUUGUCGGUGCGUCGAAGACGAAUGAGAGUUUGUGUCAGAACAACAUGCAGAUCCUCAAAUUGCUCAGCGAGGAAGUGUUUGACUUCAGUUCGGGUCAAAUUACACAGACAAAAGCGAAGCAUCUGAAGGACACAAUGUGUUCUGAGUUCUCGCAGAUCUUUCAGCUGUGCUCCUUCGUGCUCGAGGGCUCACUGAAUGCACCACUAAUUGCUGCCACACUGGAGACGCUGCUGCGCUUCCUCAAUUGGAUACCGUAUGGAUAUAUCUUCGAGACGAAACUGGUGUCGACGCUGAUCAACAAAUUCCUGUCUGUGCCAAUGUUUCGGAAUGUCACGCUCAAGUGUCUGUCGGAGAUUGCCGGACUCACGGUCAACAACUACCGCCACAUCUAUGUGGAGAUGUUUGAGCAGACGGUGGAGCAAUUUAGCGCCAUCAUCAAUCCAAUCACCAAUAUGAAUCACAUUUACUACAAUGGUUCGGAUGCGGAGCAGAACUUCAUUCAGAAUCUCGCCAUGUUUCUGUGCACGUUCCUCAAGGAGCACGGUCAGUUGGUGGAGAACAACACGGCGUCGUUCAACAAGGCGCUGCACUAUCUGCUGCUGAUCUCUGAGGUGGAGGAUGUGGAGAUCUUCAAGAUCUGCCUGGAGUACUGGAACAGCUUGGCGGCGGCGCUGUACAAGGAGAUUCCCUAUCAGGCGCCCUUCCGCAUCACGACACCGUCACGCCGGAAUAUCUAUGCUGACACGCUGUCGAAGGUGCGCUGCAUCAUGAUCUACCGCAUGGCGAAGCCGGAGGAGGUGCUGGUGGUGGAGAAUGAGAAUGGCGAGGUGGUGCGUGAGUUCAUGAAGGACACCAAUGCGAUCAAUCUGUACAAGAGCAUGCGUGAGACGCUGGUGUAUCUCACGCACUUGGACUAUGUGGACACGGAGACGAUCAUGAUCUCACGACUGAUGGAGCAGGUGAAUGGCACGGAGUUCUCGUGGAAAAAUCUCAACACACUCUGUUGGGCCAUCGGCUCGAUUUCGGGCGCUUUCCAUGAGGAGGACGAGAAGCGCUUUCUCGUGACGGUGAUUAAGGAGCUGUUGGGAUUGUGUGAGCAGAAGAAGGGGAAGGACAACAAGGCGAUUAUUGCGUCAAACAUUAUGUAUGUUGUUGGGCAGUAUCCCAGAUUUCUGCGGGCACACUGGAAAUUCCUCAAGACAGUGGUGAAUAAGUUGUUUGAAUUCAUGCACGAGACUCACGAUGGCGUGCAGGACAUGGCAUGUGACACAUUCAUCAAGAUCGCCCUCAAGUGUCGGCGUCACUUUGUCACGAUGCAGACCAACGAAGCGUGUACAUUUAUCGACGAGAUUCUCGGAUCCAUGAGCACCAUCAUGUGCGAUCUGCAAUCGCAACAGGUGCACACGUUCUACGAGGCUGUGGGCUACAUGAUCUCCGCGCAGGCGGAUUGCGUGGCCCAGGAGGCGCUGAUUGAGAAGUACAUGAUGCUGCCGAAUCAGGUGUGGGACGAGAUAAUAUCGCAGGCGUCGAAGAAUGUGGACUAUCUGAAGGAUAUGUCGGCGGUGAAGCAGCUGGGGAGUAUCUUGAAGACAAAUGUGCGCGCGUGCAAGGCACUUGGCCAUGCGUACGUGACACAGUUGGGUCGCAUCUAUCUGGAUAUGCUGAAUGUGUACAAAAUAAUGUCGGAGAACAUAAGUCAGGCGAUUCAGCUGAAUGGUGUGAAUGUGACAAAUCAGCCAUUGAUCAAGGAGAUGAAUGUGGUGACGAAGGAGACGCUCACGCUCAUCUCAGAGUGGAUCACGAAGUCGGGCGAUCCGCAGUUGGUGAUGGACAACUUCAUACCGCCACUGCUGGAGGCUGUUCUUGUGGAUUACCAGCGCACCAAAGUGCCAAUGGCCAGGGAGGCCAAAGUGUUGAGUACAAUGGCGUCAAUUGUGAAUAAGCUGCAGGGCAGGAUAACGCAGCAUGUGCCGAAGAUUCUGGAUUCGGUGUUUGAGUGCACGCUGGAUAUGAUCAAGGACAAUCUCGAGGACUUCCCGCAGCAUCGCACCAACUUCUAUGAGUUGCUAUUUGCCGUCAAUGCGCACUGCUUUGAUGCAUUCUUGAAUAUUCCACCUGCCCAAUUUCGUCUUGUGUUCGACUCAAUUGUCUGGGCAUUUAAGCACACGAUGAGAAAUGUGGCGGAGAAUGGAUUGAAUAUUCUCUAUCAGAUGCUGACAAACUUGGCGGCUCAUCCGCAGGCGGCGCAGAGCUUCUAUCAGACAUACUUCACGGACAUCCUCACGCAGAUCUUCGCCGUGGUCACGGACACGUCGCACACGGCGAAUCUGCUGAUGCACGCCCAGAUUCUGGCGUACAUGUUCACGCUGGUGGAGACGGACCAGAUCACGGUCAAUCUGGGCCCCAUUCCCAGCAAUACUCUCUACGUGCAGGAGUACGUGGCGUCGCUGCUCAAGAGUGCAUUUACCCACUUGACCGACAACCAGAUCAAGGUCUUUGUCACGGGCCUCUUCAACUUGAACCAAGAUGUUGCGGCAUUUAAGGAGCAUUUGAGGGAUUUCCUAGUUCAAAUACGGGAGGUGACUGGAGAGGAUGAUUCGGACUUGUUCUUGGAGGAGCGCGAGAAUGCGCUUCGGCUGGCGCAAGAGGAGAAGAGACGUGUUCAAAUGUCGGUGCCUGGCUUGCUGAAUCCACACGAAAUGCAAGAUAUGCAAGACAUUUAAUGAUAAUAUGUAAAACACCACUGAGAAUUAUGUAGAUGUGUGCGCGCGCGAUAAGGGAAGGAUGAUGAGAGUGUGAGAGAGAGAGAGAGAGAGAGAAAUGUACUUGGAAGAUUUUCAUUACAAUUUAAUUUACACACAUUAAUUAUUACUUCAUCGAAUGGUAAAAAGAUAUUGUUUUUUUUUCUUUUUUAAAUAUUGUGGGCGGCGAGAAAAGAAGAGUUUUGUGGUUGGGCGCAAAACCAAUUUGACAAAUAACAGAGAAGAUUGAUGGAAACGAAAAUUUAGAUGUGGAAAUAAAGAGAGAGAAACACAAAACACAACCAACAAACUAUAAGAAAAUAAAAACAAUGAUUUGAUAAGAUUUAGACACAAAUUUUACAUUAUCUAAGGCAGAUUUGAACUUGAAAUUUCAACUUCAUUAUUAUAUAAAAGUGUAAAAAGGAAUCGCAUUGAAGCUAAAAAAAAAUGUAAGAAGAGAUUUAGUAGAUUGAAGACAUUGAGAGAAUUUUACAUACAUAGGAAAAUAUUUCAUACAGCAUAAAAGGAGGAGGAGAAGAAGAAGAAAAAAAUCCAUUUGAAUGUGUGUGGUGUGAAAAAAACAAACAAACUUUAAGUAAAAA